AUGAUUUCAAACAAUGGGUCAUUCAUUGGGCCAUCGUCAUAUGAGCAGUUUGACAUUUCACAGUAUCGAAAAUUUCUGAAUAAAUUACAAAAUCGUGCAAGCGAAUUAUGGGAGGCAGCACUGUGUCGUGUUCCUACUUCGAAUACAAUCGAAUUGCUAACAGAGCAUAUGAUGAUUCGAGAAUCCCUGCUGGAAAUCGAAAUGAUGCAAAAAACAUUUGCAGGCAGCUUAGAAAUUGAUUCAACAUAUUCGGAACAGCGUAAAGCAGCCCUAACAGAUUUUGUGCAAUGGGCUGAUUCGGUUGGAAUCUCUCAUUGUUUCGUAGAAAUUGCAUAUGACGAAGAUAUGGAUGGAUUUGGUUUGAUAAGCUCGGAUUACGUUACAGUUGGAGCAGAUUUGUUAAGAGUGCCUCGAAAGGCCAUCUUUUCAUGGGACCAGGCUCGGAGAUCAUCUUUCUUAAAGUAA
This is a messenger RNA of Cercopithifilaria johnstoni, 465 nucleotides long. The record is from the annotation of a GenBank genome assembly. NCBI's taxonomy places the organism in Eukaryota, Metazoa, Nematoda, Chromadorea, Rhabditida, Onchocercidae.